ACAAAUGGCAGAGUUCUUCCCACAGCACUACAACCUUCAAUCGCCCCUUGAGCGAUCAUCGCUCUACUAUCAAUGAGCGUCAGCGUUCAUACAAUAACGUGUAAACAAUGCAACAUAGCCGUCGGAUGCUUAAAUGGCGUGACGCACAACAAAAAGUGUUGAUCUGCUUUCUACGAACUUGAUGAGUCACCCUACUGCUUUGUACGUCGACGCUGGCAUUCAGGCAUCUAAGUACUCCAAUGUCGGAACGUUUGCUGUUUUAAUUUUUGACUAUUUCAUUACCCUAGAGGCAGAGUCACUGUGGGUCUGGCACCGCAAAUGGACAUUUGUGCGAUUUAUAUUCACUGUAUCACGAUACUUGCCAUUUUUUGGCAUUGGGAUGACAUUCAUCGCUGCGCUUCGAACACAAUACUAUCCUGGUGAAAGCUGUGUUAGGUUUGGGCAAGCGUCAAACAUGUUGCAUAUCAUCUGCAUUGUAGCCGCAGAGGGCUUGCUAAUAACGAGGAUUUAUGCUUCCUGGAAGAGUAAGCGUCUACUGACAUUCCUUUUGGUUUUUCCCGUCGUUUGUCUCGUGAUCUCUUACAUCCUAUCGCACCCUCCCUUAGUAGUUUUUGAUUACGAAAACGCGUCCCCGAUUAAUAUACCGGACCCGGCCAGGUGUCUUCUCUCGGGUGGGAGGGGUGGUGUCUUCGAGUACGCCGCUCUGUUACUCUAUGAACUAGUCCUCUUGUGCUUGAUGUUUGUACAUCAGAUUCAGCAAGUACAGCGAUACCAUCGGACCCUUCCAAGAAACGUAUUUCAGCGACUCGCUGAGAUAUAUGAUAUGUAUCAUGGUCAUGUCUUCGUUCAGCAUAAUUUUGACCAUGGCUCCCCCGCUCACGUGGGUUUCAAUCACAGACUCUCCGCAAGUUGUCGUCCACAGUGUUCUAGCCUCUCGGAUCCUAUUUAACCUACGAGCAAGUGAAGGACGAUUGCAAACCGACACAACAUUGAUGGAUGUAUCUGAGGUGCAAUUUGAAAUUGGAGGACUUGAUGUUUAAUGCACGCAGUGCAGGGCUGGUCCUACUGUUCAGACCGAAAGCUGCAACUUUGGGGU
This is a messenger RNA of Suillus subalutaceus, 1096 nucleotides long. RefSeq lists its product as uncharacterized. NCBI's taxonomy places the organism in Eukaryota, Fungi, Basidiomycota, Agaricomycetes, Boletales, Suillaceae. The record is from RefSeq and is a predicted model, not a curated record. The transcript is spliced from 17 exons. The coding region runs from base 182 to 949 and encodes 255 amino acids.